GCCCCCCUCCAGCCUUCUUGUCUGCACCCCCUCACAGGCCCCUGGGAUCAGCCAGCAGCUGCCACCUGUCACUUUUAGGCCAGGCCCCGCAGCUGUCUUGGGCCAGGCCAGGCUGUGCCCGUCAGUGUGGUGCCAUGGGGGCCUGGGAGCUGUGGGGGCUGGCGCGGCGGGCACUGGGGCUGGCAGGGGGCCUGGGUGCAGGGCUGGUGCAGCUGGCUGGGGAGCAGGCCGCCUGGGUGCUGGUGCUGCCGGGAACACGCCGGGCCUAUCAUGCCGGGCUCGCGCUGCUGGUGCUGCUGUCGCCCCUGCUGCGGCUGUACGUUAGCCCCCAUGCCGUCUUCGCCAACCCCCGCAACUUCUUCCAUGUGAAACUGGUAGCGUCGGCCUGGGGCUGGACCAGCCUGCUGGUGGCGGGGCUGCUGCUGCCGCUGGCAGUAGGCGCAGCAGGACGGGUGGGUGCAGCGCUGCGCCCACUGUGCCGACUGGCUGUGGGCGCAGGGUUCUGGGUGGGCGCCCGCGCUGCCUUUGCCCUGGCCGAGGACCUGACGGGCCACUGCUAUGACCCGGUGCCUGGUGGGCGGUUGGUGAACGCGCUGCCCUCCAAGGCAGCCUGCAGCGCAGGCGGGCACCGCUGGACUGGCUUUGCCCCCUCGGCGCCUGCCUUCCUGCUCACCUUCUGCCCACUGCUGGUGCUGGAGGAGGCAGGCGUGUUUGGGCGCUGCCUGGCUCGGGGGCUGCGGGCGGGGGCCGCGCUCCAUGCCCUCUUCCUAUUCAAUGUGGCACUGCUGCUACUGUGGCCAGCCCUGCUGGUGGCCACGCUGCUGUGGCAGCCGCCCUAUGCCCCCCAUGCUGCUGGUACUGCCACUGCCACCCUCUGCUGGGCCCUGGCGUACCGUGGCUGGUACCGCUGCCGCUGGUCCCCUGGCCGCCCUGGCACUGGCCUCUUCCCCCUGGCCGCCGAGUGCGCCUGAGGGAUCCUGGCAUGUGGGGUGGGGAGGGGGGUGGGGUGCGGGGGACCUGGAUAUCCAGUAGAAAGAGUGCAUGGGGUGGCCUCUGCGGUACAUGCAGAGAUGGGAGGGGGUGGGAAAUCUCAGUGUCUAGAGAACAGCUGGAGAAGAAGAUGGGUGAUGCCAACCUUGGUGUCUGGGAGAAGGUGGGAGGUGAGAAUCUGGGUUUUCGGGAGGAGGAGAGGGUGGGGCCAUCUCUGGGCAAUGUGUGGAAAUGCAAACAUCUGGGAGGAGGCCACCUCUGGAGAACAUCUGGAGAAGGUGGGAACCCAGGCAUCUGGGGUGGGCCAGGCCUGGUGAACACCUGGAGAAGCUCUGCACAGCAAUGGGCAAUGGACUCAUCCUAAGCUCAGUCAGGAACCCAGGCAUCCAGGAGAGGGGAAAUCAGCUGGAGAGUCUUGUGCAGGGGCGUCUCCCCCUGCCCUGGAGUGUGGACUUGUCUGGGCUGAGGAACCGCGGCAUCUGGGACAGCCUGCCCCUGGCCAUCGCUAGGAGACGACUGAGGGGUCCAUGUGUCCUCGGCACCUUCUGGGGCCAACAGGCGUGGAGAAGGGACCCAAGCGUCUGGGAGACCACCGGUCAAUUGACGCCAGACUACUUUUGUCAUGCGUGCAGCUUGUUCCCACCUUUGGAUGUGGGAUGGGAACCGGCUCGUUCAGGAGAGCCAGGGACACCAGCUGGAGAAGGGCAGGGUCCCCGUCUGCCCCAGCAGCGAUGUGGGGUGUAGCCCCAGGUGCCCAAGCAGACGCCCAGGCUGAGAACUGAGGUGCUGGGGCACGAAUAAAGGUGGCCUCUGA
Molecule: messenger RNA, 1804 nt
Organism: Alligator mississippiensis (American alligator)
Lineage: Eukaryota; Metazoa; Chordata; Crocodylia; Alligatoridae
Gene: FITM1
Product: fat storage inducing transmembrane protein 1
Exons: 2
Coding region: 135-971 (278 amino acids)
Biological process (GO): phospholipid biosynthetic process; lipid storage; lipid droplet organization
Cellular component (GO): endoplasmic reticulum membrane
Source: RefSeq, a predicted model, not a curated record